Messenger RNA from Moesziomyces antarcticus, 3219 nucleotides. Its product is annotated as apses-domain-containing protein. The record is from RefSeq and is a predicted model, not a curated record. The transcript has a single exon. NCBI's taxonomy places the organism in Eukaryota, Fungi, Basidiomycota, Ustilaginomycetes, Ustilaginales, Ustilaginaceae. Gene Ontology annotation, cellular component: SBF transcription complex; MBF transcription complex. Bases 1 to 3219 code for a protein of 1072 amino acids. Gene Ontology annotation, molecular function: transcription regulator activity; protein binding; DNA binding.
AUGCCUCUGGACCUCUCCACCACGGCCGACGCUUCCAAUACACACGCCAACGAAGCAACCACCCACCCCCUCUCCUCGGCCACCGCACCCGCACACGCUCCGCUCCAGCCUGUGCAACAGAUCGCUGCCUCUUCCCUUGCCGCUCAUCCAACCGCCUCGCCGCUCAAGUCUCCUGCCGGCUCCGCAUCCAGCCUCGGCUUUACCACCUCGGCUCUUCAGCGCGCAGGUCUGCUCCCCGUCCACCCAUCGUUGACCAUGGCUGCCACCGCUACUCCGGGUGGUGCUGCCGCCGCUACUGCUGCUUCCGAGUCCCUCCAGAGGGUCAUGGGCCAUGGCGGCGCAUCGGCCGCCGCCACCAACGGCGCUUCCACCCCGGCACAGGCCGGCCCGCUCACCCCGGCGCAGCUCAAGAACAUGACGCCCGCCCAGGCCAAUGCGAUGCUCCAAAACCCCGUCGGCAACGUGCCCACCGUCUACCUCGCCACGUACUCCAACGUGCCCGUCUACGAGAUCACCGUGCGCGGCAUCGCCGUCAUGCGCCGCAGAGCCGACGGCUGGCUCAACGCUACCCAGAUCCUCAAGAUCGCCGGCAUCGAAAAGACGCGCCGCACAAAGAUCCUCGAGAAGAGCAUCCUCACCGGCGAGCACGAAAAGAUCCAAGGCGGAUACGGCAAGUUCCAGGGCACCUGGAUCCCGCUCCAGCGCGCACAGGAGGUCGCCGCCGAGUACAACGUCUCCCACCUCCUCCAGCCCAUCCUCGAGUUCGACCCGGCCACCGCAGACCAAAUCCCGAAGCUCUACCAGCGCAAGAAGCCCGCGCCCUCGGCGCGCAACUCGUCCGCCUCGGCCAUCAACGAUGGUCGUAGCGCCACGCCCACAAAGCACUACUCGCCCGCGCCCUCCAGCGUCGGCGGGCCCAGCCAGCAGCCCCGCUUCUUGGCGCUCAGACCGCCCAAGGACUCGCAGAACAGAGAUAUGUCGCCUGCUCUCUUCAUGCCGCCGGGCGCCAGCGGCCUGCUCGGCGGAUUCGGCGUCGAUGCGCACGCCGCAGCUGGCCCGCAUGCCAUCCCGCCCGGCUCCAGCCAGGCCGAGCAGGACGCGCUGCGCAGCUACAACGUCUACGGCUACACACCGCAGGGCGUGCCGCUGCCCGCGGCCGGAGCCACUGAUGCCUCGGCAGCGGGAGACAAGAGGGCGGCAGCUGAGGACGAGCACGAUGCCUCGUCGGCCGCCAAGCGCUCGCGCCUCUCGAGUCCGCAGCGCGAGUCGGGCCUCUUGCUGGGCCCCUCGCCCGUCAAGGAUCUCAAUGCGCUCGGCCCCGCCGGCGGCUCGCUCCGUGCCGCUUCGGCGCCGCGCGGCCAUCGCAUGGCCGUGGGCCCGCCCGACGCCGCAGGUCGCGAUGGCUCCGUGCCGCGCUACGCCGACCGCGCGCUCCCGCCAAAGCCGUACGACGAGGGCGAGAAGCGCAUGCGCGACCACCUCGUCAGUCUCUUCUCAGACGACAGUGUGCUUGCCGGCGUCGCUGAGCCCGUCACCGCCACCGAUGCUUCGCCGUCCUCGGCGCCAGGAGCGUCGGGUACGGCCGCUUCGGCUUCGACCGGCGCUGCCGCCAACGAAGCUGCCAACGGCACUGCGGACGACGAGGAUGCGUACGUGGCCAAGCUCGACCAUCUGCUGGCCGAGCUGCGCGACAAGGCGAGUCUGGGCGGCUUGGGCGGCAGCAGUGGCUCCGAGGGACCGCGCGCGACGGUGGACCUGGUCACGGACGACCAUGGGCACACGGCGCUGCACUGGGCGUCGGCGCUGUGCCGACUGGCGCUGGUGCGCACGCUGGUGGCUCGCCCGCACUGGCAGGGCGGGGCCAACGUGCACGCAGGCAACCAUGCGGGCGAGACGGCGCUGCACCGAUCGGUGCUGGUGACCAACUCGUACGACGCGUCGUCGUUCCCCACGCUGCUCAAGCUGCUCGCGGCGUCGCUCAACACGCGCGACUUUAAGAAGCGCACGGUGCUGCACCACAUUGCGCUCGUCGCGGCGCUCAAGGGGCGUGCGGCGUCGGCGAGGUACUACCUCGCGUGCGUGCUCGAGCUCGUCGCGGCCGACAAGAGCUCCAAGUACAAGGGGCUUGUGGAUGCGCAGGACGAGGAUGGCGAGACUGCGCUCGGCAUCGUCGCGCGUCUGGGCAAUGCGAGCAUGGUGAGGAUGCUGCUGGAUGUAGGGGCGCGUAAGGAUCUGCCGAAUGCGCUGGGGAUCCGACCGUCGGACUGGGGUAUCGAGAGCGGUGCAGAGUCGCACGAUGGGGCGUCGGUGGCAGCGAGUACCGUGUCGUCGUUGCCGCCGCUGACGGCGGCGGAUUUGGCAUCGCACAAUCCGGCCGAUGUGAUCUCGGCGCUGACGAGGCCGGCACAGAUGCCCGUGAUGAAGAGCAGCGACGUGCGCGACCAGCUCAGCUCGACGCUCGACGAUCUGCAGGCCACGUUUGCGCGCGAGCUGGGCGAGAAGAACGAUGCGCUCGCCACGGUGCAGAGCCACCUGCAGGCGGCGACGCGCGAUCUGGCCGCGAGGCGCAAGACCGUGGGUGCGGCGCAGGCCAAGCUGGCGGAGCGCGACGAGGCGAGACAGCGCGCCCAGAACCUGCGUCGUGCCAUCAUCGCUCAGCUGGCCAUCGACGAUGCCGAUGCCGAAGCCAGGCUCGCGGAGCUCCAGCACGAGGCGGAGGCGGCGUCGGCCACCAAGGAUGCAGAUGCUAUGGAUGUGGAUGGCGACGUGGUCGGGUUGGUCGAGUCUCUGGCAUCUGACAUCGUGGCUUCGACGAGCGAGGUCGAGGGGGAUGCAGAGGUAGAGGAGCUUGUGAGGCUUCGGUGGGUGGUGUCGGUUCUCUCGCAGAGCAGCGACUCGCUGGCGACGCAGAUCGGCGAGCUCGAACAGGCGGCAGCGACCAAGGAGGCGCAGUGCAAACAAGUCGUGGCGAUCUGCGCCAACAUUGCGCAGGACAAGGUGGAGGGCAUGCUCGACGAGCUGCUCACCGCCAUGGAGAGCGACGGUCCCGACGUCGACCUCGCAAGGGUAGCCACAUUUAUGGGCAAGGUCGCCGCGCCAGAGGCUGGUGAGCGGAAACAGGGGCUGUCGACGUCGACCUCCGGUAGCACCAACGUGUCGAGCGCAGAGACCGCCGCUAGCUCCACUGUCCCAGCGCCAAAGGACGAGGCAAAGCCGUGA